AUGACCACCUCGAUCUACCAACCCUUCCUUCUUCCUUCAGCAUACCCAACCACCUCCCUCACCUACCCUCAGGUUUUCCCGCAAUUCAUCUCAUCCACGCCUACACCUACUCCACCACCGACUCCCGGUCCAAGUGGUUCAAAAGGAGUGAAAAUCAUUGAUCAUUCGUCUCUCACUAGACCACCAUCACCAUCACCUCAGCGACUCAACAUCAAGUUAGAUAACGAGAACAAACAUGAACAGAACCUUGCCAGGAGUAGUUCGGAUGAUUCAAUCCAAUCUGCUAUACUCAUCACUCCUGAGACCCAAUCACCUCUUACUCACACGAUCUUACUUCGAGAUCAGACCGAACAUCAUAACUUGCUCUUAUCUUCGCCUGAAGCGAGUGAAGAUCACUUAGUCUUUGGUCAUGCCGAUAAACAGGCUUCGACCUCAAAACGUCUGUCUAGUACAAACAAUGUCAUCCCCAUCGAUGCAUUCAUGGAAGUACGACAUUCCUCCCUUCACCCACAUAGAUAUCUCAGAAGAAUUUGCCAACCUCAAACGGCAUUUGCCAGAGGAGAGAUUAUCCAUCCUAAAUUCUUCUCACUCCUUUCCUCGCAUAACAACUCGAAUCAACUCAAUGAGGAAGAAGAGAACCAAGACGAUGAUGACUCGUCGAGCGAAUCGAGUGGCUAUUCAUCAAUCAUCCCUUCCGACCAAGCAUUGGGAAGAAUAUGUAUGUACCAGUAUUGGAGGAUGUACGAUACUAAGAUCAAAGAGGAGAAGGAGGAAAGGCGAAGGCUGAGAAAGUUUUCGAAUGGAGGAGAUCAAGGGGAAGGGGAUGGAGAAGGAAAAGUGAGAGAUUGGUUAUUUGAUCAGCAUCAUCAUCAUUACCAACGCCAACGACAGAAGAAUCGUAUCAUCAAAGGUCCUUCACCUCUCGAGAUCACUACACCCACUGAGGGCAAUAGCAGGGGAAAUACCCAUCCAAAGACUGUUAGAUCUUCAUCCUCCGCUUAUAGUCCUUUAUCACCUGAACCUUGGUUGGCUAAACCAUAUCUCGAUAAUUCACUCGUACCUACCGCUCAGAUCAGCUCAAGUCCUAAACUCCAUAUGGUCAUCGGACAAAGGAAUCUCACUCAAGAUUGA
Molecule: messenger RNA, 1131 nt
Organism: Kwoniella botswanensis
Lineage: Eukaryota; Fungi; Basidiomycota; Tremellomycetes; Tremellales; Cryptococcaceae
Exons: 1
Coding region: 1-1131 (376 amino acids)
Source: RefSeq, a predicted model, not a curated record